Paramisgurnus dabryanus is the source of this 1563-nucleotide messenger RNA. RefSeq names its product complement component 1, q subcomponent, B chain (gene c1qb). Gene Ontology annotation, molecular function: protein binding. The record is from RefSeq and is a predicted model, not a curated record. NCBI's taxonomy places the organism in Eukaryota, Metazoa, Chordata, Actinopteri, Cypriniformes, Cobitidae.
AAAUCUAGACAGGGAAAUUAUGAUGAAUCCACACUUUGUUACUUUCCUUUAUUUCACAACACCCUUCGCUUCUGAAUUUGACAGUAAACUCAGAUCCCUUCAUACAAGCGAGGGAAAACAUUCAAUUUAACACAUUCAUCAGCUUUCUUUAAAGACGCAGGUGUUUAUCAUCAUGUCUACACAUGCCAUGAUACAGUUUAGUAUUUUGCUGUUGCUGGUGGCUCUCUCUGUGUCAGAAACGUGUGAUGGUGUGAGGGGUUUUCCAGGAAGACCAGGUAUUCCAGGAGCCCAUGGUGCCAAUGGGAAGGACGGACCAAAAGGGGAAAAAGGAGAUCAAGGUGACGCUGCAGUCCCGAUGGCUGGACCAAAAGGAGAACCUGGAAUUGCUGGGUUACCAGGCAGACCAGGCCUGAUGGGUGACGACGGGAUGCCAGGAAAACCAGGAUCUCCGGGUCAGAAGGGAGAUAGGGGAGAUUUUACAGGGGGAGACAGUGUAUACCAGCAUUCUGUUUUCUCUUACAAAAGACGCCCUUCCAUAGUUUGGGUUGAUCCUGGCACAGCAAUAACCUUUGAAACCUCACUGAUCUCUGAUAUCAGUGAUAAGUUACAGUCUAAUAACAUCUUCCGUAUAACAAUAGCAGGGAUGUAUUACAUCAGCUACCAUGUGUCCUUCAGGACACAGGGCUGCCUUAAAAUUCAGGUGGGAGCGGAGGAGAAGGUCAGGUUUUGUGAUGAACCUGGUUCAAUAUCUGUGUCCUCAGGUUCUGUGGUAUUGCCAUUAAAGACAGGUGAAAGUGUGUCUGUGCAGUCCACAGAGCAUAGCUAUAUCUAUAGUAGAGACAGUGACUGCAUCUUUACGGGUUUCUUGCUCUUCCCAACAAAUUAGUGAUACAAAAUAUGCAUUUAAACUCUUUUAUGUACUCUUCUUUAGAUUAUUUGUGACCAUGUCUGUGCAGUCUAAAUUCUUAUAGGGGCGGUUUCCCAAACACGGCUUAUCCUAGUCCCAGACUAAAAAGCAUGUUUGAGCUUCCUUCAUUUAAAAACACCUUGUACUAACAUAUCUUAAGAUAAAUCAGUGCAAAUUAAUUUGUCUCAAGAUGCACACCUGUACUGUUUUUUGUAAAGUUUGUUUGUAAAAACUACUUAAAUGUCCUAAUAUAGCUAUGGCCUUAUCCAGGAUUAACCUAAAACCAUGUGGGAAACCACUCUUUAAAGAGCACCUAUUGUCAGAUUCACGUUUUUAAAUUUCCUUUGGUGUGUAUUAGUACAUGUUAACGAUAUGCAAAAGUAGACGAUGAUGCAAAUUAUCGUCUCCAACGUAAAUCUCUUUUCUUGGACUACAACAAACAUACACGGAUUGUAGGCAACAGUUUACUUCCUGGGAUUGGUGAUGUAGACAAGACCGACAUGAUCAUAAUUCCUUACAUUAUGUAGGAUGAUUUAUGUACAAAACAAUAAAUCUGAUAAAAGCUGGGUUUUCACAGACUGGGUCACAUUUGUCAAACGUUGCUUAAACAUUUGUGAAUCAAAUGUAAUGUGCUAAUUAAAAUGAAAUUAUAACAA